Saccharomyces paradoxus is the source of this 1095-nucleotide messenger RNA. RefSeq names its product dihydroorotase (gene URA4). Gene Ontology annotation, molecular function: dihydroorotase activity. Gene Ontology annotation, cellular component: cytoplasm. The record is from RefSeq and is a predicted model, not a curated record. NCBI's taxonomy places the organism in Eukaryota, Fungi, Ascomycota, Saccharomycetes, Saccharomycetales, Saccharomycetaceae. The transcript has a single exon. Bases 1 to 1095 code for a protein of 364 amino acids. Gene Ontology annotation, biological process: pyrimidine nucleotide biosynthetic process; 'de novo' pyrimidine nucleobase biosynthetic process.
AUGGUACAAGAAAUAAAUUUAGGUUUGACAUGUGAUAUGCAUGUUCAUGUAAGAGAAGGUGCGAUGUGUGAACUAGUCACCCCCAAGAUUAGAGAUGGCGGAGUUUCAGUAGCUUACAUCAUGCCAAAUUUACAGCCUCCAAUUACCACACUGGAUAGAGUGAUUGAAUACAAAAAAACACUACAAAAAUUAGCUCCUAAGACUACCUUUCUAAUGAGUUUUUAUCUUUCUAAAGACUUGACUCCAGAUUUAAUCCAUGAAGCCGCCCAGCAACAUGCAAUUCGUGGAGUAAAAUGCUAUCCAGCAGGAGUAACAACAAAUUCGGCUGCUGGGGUGGAUCCAAAUGAUUUCAGUGCUUUUUACCCAAUUUUCAAGGCUAUGGAAGAAGAGAACCUGAUAUUAAACUUGCAUGGAGAAAAACCUUCUGUUCAUGAGGGAGACGAAGAGCCUAUUCAUGUAUUGAAUGCAGAGGAAGCCUUUUUACCGGCCUUGAGAAAAUUGCAUGAUGACUUCCCAAACUUGAAAAUAAUUUUAGAGCAUUGCACUAGCGAGUCGGCAAUAAAGACAAUUGAGGAUAUAAAUAAGAACGUAAAGAAAGCUGCUGACGUAAGAGUUGCCGCUACAUUGACGGCUCAUCACCUCUUUUUAACAAUUGAUGAUUGGGCUGGAAAUCCGGUAAAUUUUUGCAAACCUGUUGCAAAACUUCCAAAUGAUAAAAAAGCCUUAAUCAAAGCUGCAGUAUCAGGGAAGCCAUAUUUUUUCUUUGGAUCUGAUUCAGCUCCUCAUCCCGUACAAAAUAAAGCCAAGUACAAGGGUGUUUGCGCCGGAGUCUACUCACAAUCCUUUGCGAUCCCUUAUAUCGCCCAAGUUUUUGAAGAGCAAAAUGCUUUAGAGAACUUAAAAGGCUUUGUUUCUGACUUUGGAAUUUCUUUUUACGAGGUUAUAGAUAACGAAGUUGCUUCUUUAGAUAAGGCGAUAUUAUUCAAGAGUGAACAAGUUGUCCCUCAGUCUAUAAGCGAUGGCAAAGAAAUAAGUAUCAUCCCAUUUAAAGCUGGCGAUAAACUAAGCUGGUCAGUGAGAUGGGAACCUCGUUGA